AAUAGUAUAGCAGGUGUAAAAUUUUGGGAUGAGAAAUAAAUAGCGUCCCUCUCAAUGUCAUCCAUGUUUUUAAGGGCGUGAAUUUUGGGUGAUUGAUUGAAGCUCUGUAUGCUUCGUGACCUUUUCCGUUGAGGCGGUGGCGGAGACACCGUUCAUAUGGUGGCGAUGUUGGUGGUUACGGCGGCGUGAUUCGAGAUGUAAAGGCGAUCUAGGGUUUCACGGUGAACGAUUUUGGGGAAUAUGGUCGCCAUUUUCGAGUUUUCCCGUGUUUCCCCGAUCUGAUCCUUUUCUUUUCCGAUCUGACAUUUGAGAGAGCUCACGCUGAAUUGUGGACUACUUUCUGUUCGAUCGAGGCGUUUUAUUACGCAAAUUGUAGAGGGUGGGAUUGAUUUGAAUGCUCAUUCGAGAUGUCCUUCAAAAGCAUUGUACGAGAGCUGAGGGAGAUGAAAGAUGGGAUUGGGAACAUAUCAAGACGAGGGGUGGAAGGCAAGCGUUGGCGCUGCCGAACACGAUCACAUAUAGCCCCUGAUGUGGCCCCAUCCGAGCCGAUUCAACAAGGCCAGUGGGCAAACUUACCACCGGAACUACUUCUGGAUAUAAUCCAGCGGGUUGAAGAAAGUGAAGCUUCAUGGCCUGCUAGGAACAACGUUGUUUCCUGUGCAUCAGUUUGCAAGUCAUGGAGGGAGAUUACUAAGGAGAUUGUGAAGACCCCAGAGGAAUGUGGCAGACUCACCUUCCCUAUUUCAUUGAAACAGCCGGGACCUCGUGAUGCUCCGAUUCAGUGCUUUAUUAAAAGGGAAAGAGCAACUUCCAUAUAUCGUCUGUACUUUGGUCUGGCCCCUUCCGAGGAUGACAGCGAUAAAUUGUUGUUAGCAGCUAAAAAGAUCAGAAGGGCAACGGGCACUGAAUUUGUGAUAUCUUUGGUUGUGGAUGAUUUUUCUCGAGCCAGUAAUGCAUAUGUUGCAAGACUGAGGUCUAAUUUUCUGGGCACCAAGUUUACAGUUUCUGACAGCCAACCCUCAAAUGAUACUGCAGCUCAACUGAAUAGUCGGUCAAGUCGGAGAUUUCAUGCUAAGCAAGUAUCUCCAAAAUUACCUGCAUGUAACUACAGUGUAGCUACUAUUUCGUAUGAGCUCAAUGUCCUCCGCACUAGAGGCCCUAGGAGAAUGCGAUCUGUCAUGCAUUCUAUUCCUGUCUCAUCAAUUCAGGAGGGCGGUACUGCCCCCACACCAACAUCGUUCGCACUUUCUUUUGAUGAGAAAUAUUCUCCAUCACCAGCAUCAAAAGGAAAGAACUCGGUCACUGAUGUCAGCUCCCCAUGCCUCACAGCAUCUCCAGUAUCUGUCCCAGUCUCUAGAGAGCCAUUGACGCUAAAAAACAAAGCUCCUAGAUGGCAUGAGCAACUACAGUGCUGGUGCCUGAAUUUCAGAGGUCGUGUUACAGUUGCUUCUGUUAAGAAUUUCCAGCUUGUAGCAUCUGUUGAUCCUUCUCACAAUGUAUCAGCCACAGAGCAAGAAAAAGUAAUUUUGCAAUUUGGAAAGAUUGGAAAAGACAUUUUCACUAUGGAUUAUUGCUAUCCAUUGUCUGCCUUCCAAGCCUUUGCCAUCUGCCUGAGCAGCUUUGACACUAAACCAGCCUGUGAAUGACAUCCAUGUGGACAUCCAUGUGGGUUGCAUUCUUUUGCUAAGUUGCUUCCAUAAAGUUGAAGUAUGUUUAUUCUCGGCAUGGAAAGCUCAUCUUGAACGGCCGUAUAUUUAUUAUAACUGACAACCUUACUGGUAGCUUGUAGUUUAUCUGAUAUCAUUUUGGAUAAAAAAAAUUUCGCAUUUUUUAUGUGUCUUAUAUGCUUGGUCGCGUGUGGAAAAUGUUUUUCCACACUUCUUAAGGUUUGCUCUCACUCUGGCAUUAUUGAUAUUCAAUGUAACAAUGAGAGCAGUGAUUUAUAUCCAUUUAGUCACAAGGUGAUGACUCUUCCUGGGAUUGUUUAUGACUUGAUGCAUACUAAAUGUACUCUUUAUCUUGUAAAUUGCUCAAGGCACUGUUUCAAUCCACAGUAUUUUAUCUGUA
This is a messenger RNA of Cornus florida, 2067 nucleotides long. Its product is annotated as tubby-like F-box protein 5. Lineage: Eukaryota; Viridiplantae; Streptophyta; Magnoliopsida; Cornales; Cornaceae. The coding region runs from base 408 to 1646 and encodes 412 amino acids. Gene Ontology annotation, molecular function: protein binding. The transcript is spliced from 5 exons. The record is from RefSeq and is a predicted model, not a curated record.